AUAACGAGUGACGAGUUCAUUACCUGGCGGCGUAACCACCAUCCUGAGCGGGGGAAACAAGGAUCAUGUUCGUGCACGCGCUCGGGCUCGGGCUCGGGCUCGUCGACCCGCGCGCAGAGGGAUCGCAGCGGAUCACCCGUGAGUCAUGUUGAAAAACUUCCCUCCCUCCUUCCUCCCGCUGCGCCUCGUCCUCCCCGGAUCCCCACAACAGUCAUAGAUCCUGUUUGCGGGGUUUCGCCCUCGCCGACGGACGGCGCGAAGGCGUGUGUUGGACCAAUUACCGGGCGCGUCUGGUGCGCUGCGCCGCGGAGGGUGUUUUCCUGGGCGGCCUCUCCGUCCCGGGACAGUCAGUCAGUCAGUCAGCCAGUCAGCAGGAGGAGCAGGAGGAGCAGCGCGGACAGUACAGACCGGACAGACACGACCAAGUUUGCAAUGGGCUUGUCUUUGCCUUUAGUCUGCGCCACCGUGUUGGCCGUGGUUCGACUGAGCUCAGCAUCCAAGGAUGAGCACAUCUUUGAGCAGCGCGAAGUCACUUUUGACCUUGACAACAAAGAGAUGGAAGGACCAGAUUCGGACAUCAUGCAGAAAGAGGUGGAUUGGAAAGAUCUCUUUGAUCCCCAGGAGUUCCCUGUAGAGCAGGUAAUGGUGUUUCCACCAGAACAAAUUGAAUCCCAUAGUGGGAGAGGGGGUUCCAGACCAAACAUCUUGACACCAAGAGGAUCUCAGCCCCGCAUUCUGGACUACCCUGUUCAGUUUCCUCUCAGCCGUCCGACCCCCGACAAUCUCCAAGCAAUCUGUCACAAUGGAGACCGUCGUCCUACCUACCCAGUAUCGUACUUUCCUGCGUCUGGUUUUGGUCAGCAGAGGCGACGGGCCAGUGCUGUCAAUAAUGCAGAGUCCUGGUUUAGCACGUGCUGCGAAGGGAACCAGACGUGGGGGAUGGAAGGGACACUGUGUUGUGCCAAACAGGCGUGGGAGCUGUCAGUCAAAUCCUUCUGUAACGAAGACUCAUCUGUAAAGGAUCGUCUGUAUCAUUGCUGCAGACUAACAGACAGUGACUUGCUGAACUGCUUCAACAAUGACGCUCCGAACCCAAACUACGAACCAACCGAGGAGAUCCCGUUGCCACCGCUACCAUCUACUCUCGUCUUCGUUUUUGACCCCAACACUUGCCAGAGGACAGUGAUGACUCAAUACAUCGUAAGAGGAAACAGAGAAAAGAAGAUGAUGACACCAUCUACUUCCAAGAAAAUUGACAUCAACUUUCCUCCUGGACGACCCACUGCAGACUCCAUUGAUUCUCUGUGUCGCAACCAGAACCUACGUCCCCUCUAUAAUGUUAAGUGCCUGCCAGGCGUAGGCUAUGAAUGGCUGGUUCGUCAGGCAAAGACCGUUAAUCGUAUGGAGAAGGGAUUCAAACAGUGCUGCAGAAAGAAGCAGGAUGUGCUCAACUGUGCAGAUCGGAAGUGGAGUGAGGAACUGAACAAGUUUUGCCUGGUUAAGAAAGGUGGAAAGGUGGAUUUCCCCUGUUGCUCAGGUGAUGGGGCAAAUGAUCGACACAACUGCUUCCAAAACAUGUCUGCUGACCCUCACUACAAUAUGACUUCAGCCACUGAACAGCUCUCACUUGGCAACAUCUGUGACACUCACAAGAUCAUCAAGAAGAAGUUCCCUCUUGGUUUUCCUCUCAAAGGUUUUGUUGAGCAAUGCUGCCCCCUGUCUGAAGAAGACAAUACCAUUUGUUUUGUGCAAAAGCUUGAGGAAGUGUCCAAGUCCUUGUGUUCAUCAGGGAAGGCCUUGCCUCUCGCUCUCCGCCGCUGCUGCCGCAUGUCUUCACAAGAGACUCCACAGUGUAUAUCCAAAAUUCUUACGGAUGCCAUCACCAAAGCGACCAAGGUCUUGCGUCAGAAGAAGAAGAAAAGGUGCCCGGUGUCCUAAAUCCUUAUGACCUUUUGCUGGUGACCCUGCUGGGACUGGGCCAUUCAGGGAAAUGGUGAGCUAGCAGCGGAAGUUGCUUCCUAUCACUCAACAGGAAAAUGAUUGCAGCACAAAUCCCACAGAGAGGUCUGUAAGAUGAAAAGAAUUCACAAAAUGUGGAUCAAAUUCUAACUGCAUCUACUGCAUAUUUUUGUCUAUGAUCACGCUAGAAUCAUUGCUAUCACAAGCACACAUUUAAAAAAUAACCAAAUCAAAUCAAAACACACUGUUGUUUUUAUAGGCUGCUUUUACAUGUUUGAUUAUGAAUUACAUUGGUUUUCUUAACUCUUUGGAGCUGAAAGAUCAGCUAUCUUCUUUUUAUGUAUUUUUGGUUAAGAUCAUAUCGCCAACUGUUCUAAUAAAAACAUUUUUUUAAAUGUC
Molecule: messenger RNA, 2358 nt
Organism: Scophthalmus maximus (turbot)
Lineage: Eukaryota; Metazoa; Chordata; Actinopteri; Pleuronectiformes; Scophthalmidae
Product: extracellular matrix protein 1
Exons: 11
Coding region: 433-1938 (501 amino acids)
Biological process (GO): regulation of bone mineralization; signal transduction
Cellular component (GO): extracellular region
Source: RefSeq, a predicted model, not a curated record